This is a messenger RNA of Asparagus officinalis (garden asparagus), 1386 nucleotides long. Its product is annotated as secretory carrier-associated membrane protein 2-like. Gene Ontology annotation, biological process: protein transport. The transcript is spliced from 13 exons. Gene Ontology annotation, cellular component: trans-Golgi network membrane; recycling endosome membrane. The coding region runs from base 1 to 873 and encodes 290 amino acids. The record is from RefSeq and is a predicted model, not a curated record. NCBI's taxonomy places the organism in Eukaryota, Viridiplantae, Streptophyta, Magnoliopsida, Asparagales, Asparagaceae.
AUGGCGGAUUUCAAUGUUCGCCAUGGAAGCUUUGCUAGCCUAUUCCACAAUGUUAGAGUUCUGAACCCUGGCAGUGUUCCUCCUGCUUCAAAUUCAAGGCUAUCACCUCUUCCUCCUGAACCUGCUGACUUUUACAAUGAUCGGGGAGCGACAAUAGAUAUUCCUCUUGAUUCAUCAAGGGAUAUAAAGAAAAAGGAAAAGGAACUCCAAGCAAAGGAGGCAGAAUUAAACAAGAGAGAAAAGGAACUAAAACGAAGAGAAGAAGCUGCAUCUCGUGCUGGAAUCGUUAUAGAGGAGAAAAAUUGGCCACCAUUUUUCCCCAUUAUUCAUCAUGAUAUUGCAAAUGAAAUUCCAAUCCACCUUCAAAGGUUGCAGUAUUUUGCAUUUGCGUCGUUGUUAGGGUUAUUUUUGUGCCUAUUUUGGAAUAUCAUAUCAGUUACUGCAGCUUGGAUCAAAGGAGAAGGUGUGAAGAUCUGGUUUCUUGCAAUUAUCUAUUUUAUCUCGGGUGUUCCUGGGGCUUAUGUUUUGUGGUAUAGACCUCUUUAUCGAGCCAUGAGGACGGAAAGUGCUUUGAAGUUUGGAUGGUUUUUUCUGUUUUAUAUGCUUCACAUUGUCUUUGUCAUCUUCGCAGCAGUGGCUCCUCCAAUAUUUUUCAAGGGGAAAUCCUUGACGGGUAUUUUGCCAGCCAUAGAUGUCAUUGGUGAUCAUGUCAUUAUUGGGAUCUUCUACUUCAUCGGCUUUGGAUUCUUCUGCAUCGAAGCUCUUCUCAGCAUUUGGGUCAUUCAGCAAGUAUACAUGUAUUUCCGAGGGAGCGGGAAAGCUGCAGAGAUGAAGCGGGAAGCUGCCCGAGGUGCCAUGAGGGCAGCAAUGUAAUACAGGCAUCGUAUAUCUCGGCUCCAGUGUUGCUGGUCAGUGAGAAAGUCUUUAUCUGUUAGUGCAACAGGCAGGAGAUAUCUUCUUACAUAUCGGUUGUCUGUUUUUGCCAAUGUUAUAUAAGUUUUCUUGAUUUAUGUGGAAAUUACCUUGUAGAUGUGGUAUAGCACAAUGGUGGAUCCUUUUUCUUCUUUUUCGCGUACUGGAGGUAUACUGCAGCUUUGAGACCAUGUUUGUGAUGUUGGAUAUGUUUAUCUUUUUUUUUUUUUUUUUUGUUUUUUUUCUAUGUUUUUUUUUUUUUUUUUUUUUUUUGUUCUUUUUCCCUAGUUGUGGUGUAGUAGUAGUGCAGGAACAGGUUGUUGCAUAUUUGUUCGAACAGAAGCAACUUCAUUGUGUAUGAUUUACUUUGUUUAAGAUAUUUUCACAUGUUGCUGCGUAUUUUUAUGAACGGAAGGGCAAUCUCAUUGUGUAUUAAUUAUAUUUUAAGCACGAUAUUCUUGUCAACAUUAUAAA